AUGUCUACUACGACCACAGCCACCGAGACUGCUCCAAUCUCCGCGGAGAACAUCCUGCGCCUGUUCCCCGAGAUCGAUACCACCUCAGUGGCGCUUGAGGGGCACGAUGAGGAGCAGAUCAGACUGAUGGACGAGGUCUGUAUCGUCCUUGAUGAGGAUGACAAGCCCAUUGGUACCGCCAGCAAGAAGCUAUGCCACUUGAUGACCAACAUCGACAAGGGUCUCCUUCACCGCGCUUUUUCCGUCUUCCUCUUCGACGACCAGAACCGCCUGCUCCUCCAGCAGCGCGCCUCCGAGAAGAUCACCUUCCCCGAUAUGUGGACCAACACUUGCUGCUCCCACCCAUUGAGCAUCCCAGGCGAGACCGGAUCCGAUCUACCUACCUCCGUCGAGGGCGUCAAGCGGGCCGCACAACGAAAACUCGACCAUGAGCUGGGCAUCAAGAAGGAGCAGGUCCCCUUUGAUAACUUCCGCUUCCUCACCCGAAUCCACUACAAGGCUCCCAGCGACGGGAAAUGGGGCGAGCACGAGAUCGAUUAUAUACUCUUCAUCAAGGCCAACGUGGACCUUGACAUCAACAAGAACGAGGCCCAGGCUACGGAAUACGUCAGCCCCGAGGAGUUGAAAGACCGGUUCAAUGACCCCAAGCUCAAGUUCACUCCCUGGUUCAAGCUCAUCUGCGAUACAAUGCUGUUCGAGUGGUGGAAGCACCUUGACUCUGGUUUGGACAAGUAUAUGAAUGAACAAGAGAUUCGUCGCAUGUAA
Truncatella angustata is the source of this 765-nucleotide messenger RNA. Its product is annotated as NUDIX hydrolase domain-like protein. Gene Ontology annotation, molecular function: isopentenyl-diphosphate delta-isomerase activity. Bases 1 to 765 code for a protein of 254 amino acids. The record is from RefSeq and is a predicted model, not a curated record. Gene Ontology annotation, cellular component: cytoplasm. Gene Ontology annotation, biological process: isoprenoid biosynthetic process; isopentenyl diphosphate biosynthetic process. Lineage: Eukaryota; Fungi; Ascomycota; Sordariomycetes; Amphisphaeriales; Sporocadaceae. The transcript is spliced from 3 exons.